UUCAUGAGCUACCAUCUACUCUUACAUCAACCGCAUCUUAUUCUUCCAUCCAUCUCAUUUAUCUAUCAAUUCUCAAUUUACACAUUCACACCAACAAAUGGAAAAUUCUUUGGGGAACCAUCAAACAGAAAUGAAUCUUAAGGCUACAGAAUUAAGGUUGGGAUUACCAGGUAGUGAUGAAGUGGAAAAACUUCCAUGCAAUUUUUCUGUUCUUAGAAACAACAAGAGAUCUUCUCCAGAAGAAGCAAGUGAUGUAGAUUCCAUUAGCAAGAGCAAAUUGAAUAGUUCUAAUGGUUCUUCUCAUACCACAAAUGAUGACCAAGAUAAUGCUCCACCUUCAAAGGCACAAGUAGUUGGAUGGCCACCAAUAAGAUCUUAUAGGAAGAAUAGUUUGCAACAAAAGAAGGGUGAAGAGGUUGGGAUGUACUUGAAAGUGAGUAUGGCUGGUGCACCUUAUUUAAGGAAGAUAGAUCUCAAAGUUUACAAGAGUUACUCAGAACUUCUCAAGGUUUUGGAAAAUAUGUUCAAGUGUACAAUUGGUGAAUAUUCAGAAAGAGAAGGUUACAAUGGAUCUGAAUUUGUUCCAACUUAUGAAGACAAAGAUGGUGAUUGGAUGCUUGUUGGAGAUGUUCCUUGGGAAAUGUUCAUGUCUUCUUGCAAGAGGUUAAGAAUUAUGAAAGGAUCAGAAGCAAAGGGAUUGGGUUGUUUUUGAACCAAGAAACAAAGGAAAUAACAGUGAAGCCAUUCAAGAGAGUUUCCUCUAAUUGUCCUCUCAAAAUCAGAGGCAUACUUAGCUGAUUAAAAAAGAUAGAGACACGUAGAAACUUCUUUUUUUUUUUUUUCUUUUUUUUUUUCACAGCCAAUUGCCUCUGAUUAUGCUUCUUUAAGUAUAAUAAUUCUCUUCUAAAUCAUCAAAGCCAGGAUGGAAAGAGAGAAUAUGAGAAGCAAAUGCUAUUUUAAAUGUACAGAGGAUAUAUACAUACAUAAUACUUCAUUUUGUCUUUUAUAUAUUUGUUCACGUAUAUAUAAGUCUAAAUAAAUAAUGUAUACAAGAGAAUCACCAAGAAGGUGGAACUUUAUUCUCUUUUUUCUGUAAUAUGGUUUGGUCUUGAUUUGAAAUUGAACUGUGUUUCUUUUUGCUUGA
Medicago truncatula (barrel medic) is the source of this 1144-nucleotide messenger RNA. RefSeq names its product auxin-induced protein 22D. NCBI's taxonomy places the organism in Eukaryota, Viridiplantae, Streptophyta, Magnoliopsida, Fabales, Fabaceae. Gene Ontology annotation, biological process: regulation of DNA-templated transcription. Gene Ontology annotation, cellular component: nucleus. The record is from RefSeq and is a predicted model, not a curated record. Bases 98 to 712 code for a protein of 204 amino acids. The transcript is spliced from 3 exons.